Darwinula stevensoni is the source of this 5496-nucleotide messenger RNA. Lineage: Eukaryota; Metazoa; Arthropoda; Ostracoda; Podocopida; Darwinulidae. The record is from the annotation of a GenBank genome assembly.
AAUCAUGGUUACAGAUGGCCUUACCCUCAUCAUUCAGUGAGAAGGAUUCCAAGCAGCUCCUGGACACUGGAAUCAAGAACUAUGAGAGAAAUCACAAGAAACAUGCUGUUGCUCAAAUCCUGGGUUCAACAGUCCUUGUGAGUCAGGACCUCAUCCAGAAGAUUCUGGAAGAGGUGAAGCCCCUUCUGAAAAAGAAGGCUGAAAAGGAAUGGGAAGCAGGAACAUUGCAAGGGUUCUACAAAGGCCAGCUAAGCCGUGAUAGUUCAGGACCAAAAGGGCGAAAGGGGCUUAUAAGCAUAGCUGAUGAGGAUGAGGAAGACCGAAUGGCUGGGAGGAAGAGGGAGGAAAGACGAAAGAAGCCUGCUAGUGGCAAGAGUGGAGGUGGAACACAGGGCCGGGAGACUAAGAGCAAGGCUGUGAAGAAGAAGUACAUGAAGGGCAGGGUUGCUGAUGGAUCUGAUGAUGAGGAUGAGGGGAACAAUCCUUCUCAUACUGCAGGAGAGAAAAAAGAACUGGAGUUCCUAUCAUCUGCAGACUUGCUUGCUUUCAUUCAGGAGCUCCCAUUCCUUGCUGACAUUCCAGAAGAAGUUGCAAGUGAUUUGGCACGUGCCCUGUACAGAACGGUGGUGAAGAUGUAUCAAGAUGAAUCUCAAGCUGUGUUCUUGGCCCACAUGGCAGCCACAACAGAAUCCCGUCGCAAAGCCCGUUCUGAUCUCCAAGAGAAGCUCAAUGGAUUGCUAACUAGCCUUCAUAUGUUUGAAAAGGGAGUGAAGGUGUUUACAAAUGAGGACACUCAAACCCAACUUGCUCGUCAUCUUCUGAGAACAUUGGGGAUGCAAGUUGGGACAUCUCUAGUGGGUUAUUUGGCAUCAGAGCAUGAGGUGACCUUGCCAGAACAGGAACUCACUCCUGAGAGCCUGAAGAAGUUGGUGUCAAAGUUCCCAUCAAGCAUUCAAGCAAUUGUUUCCAGUCUACAGAAGGCAUUAAGUGGAAACAACCUAGAGGAAUCUUUGCCUGAACUGGAAAGGGUAUUUGAGUCAGAUGCCCUGGAUUUCAUGGUAAAGCGACUUGACAAGAAGAAGGAGAAGCAGAUGUUGAACUCACACAAAGAAGGACUAUUGGAGCAGCUGACACAAUGCGAUGAUCCAGCUUUGACCCUCCAUCUGGGCUCAUUAAUCCUUUUUCAGUCAUUGACUGGAUUUGCUGUCCAUGCAUCAGGAAAAUUUGUUCCCCAGAUUCUUGGCCAUCUGAAACCAUUCCUGACGUCAGAAUCUGUGGAUGUCUUGGAACGUUAUCAGGGCCUGGUGAUAAAGCAGUUGAGUGAAAAGGAUGAAGAGACACUGAAGGAGGUGAAGCUUGAGCUCUUGCAGUUGGUACCUUGUGUCAAAGAGAUAAGUAUCUCUACCAAAAGGAAGAGCAUCAGGAAGCAGCGAUCAGCGAAUAGGGCAACACUGUGUUACUGCCUGGCCGGGAGAGACGCGAAAAUGGUGUCCAUCGUCCUACGAAGUCUUUCGGUGCUUCUUGGCACAUUCUUCAUUUUUGUUGGCCUCAUGAAGCUAACGCCUCGGGUCAGCAAGGAAAUGUACCGAGAAAUUCGGAAGGACUUUGUGAAGUAUGCCAAGGUAUUUCCAAUGGCAAACCUGACAGAACUGAAAGUUCCUGUGAAAUGGUAUCGCAGAAUUGUUGGAGGUGCAGAAGUUGCCUGUGGUAUAGCAAUGGCUGCAAUUCCUCAUGAGAUAUAUGUACUUUCUUUGACAGAGGCCACAAAACUUAUGGCAAAUGUGAUAUUGCUGCUGCUCACCACCCUCAUGGCAUAUUCACACUAUGCCAUUGAUGACAAGUUUGAGAGAAUCGCCCCAUCUUUGGUGUUUUUUUUCAUGCUGUCCUGUCGCUUGAUAGUGGCCUGGCAGAUAUCCAAGCGGAAGCGGGCUGAGGUUGAGAAGGAAGCAGCCAAGGUGAACGGGAAGAAAGAUUGAUGACCCUCUUGUGUUAGGCUCUCAAAAUGACAGCAAGGAACCAAUGCAUCUCAGAUCAUAUCAAGGGAAACAUGCAGCAAUUGUGAUUGACAACUCUAUUCUCUCAUGUGCCAUAUGGCAAAUUCAUGCACCAAGGGAUUGGACUGAAUUUUAUUCUUGAGUAUUUAAAAGUUUCCCUUUGACUGAAUUCAUCAAAUAUGGAUUGAACUUUUAAUAUUGUGGGCCAUCACCAGCACUGCUUCCAGGUUUCCUUUUUCUUCCCUUGCUUUGUCUAAGUGAAAGCAUGGAUUAUGUUUUUACUCAUCUCAUGAGACAAAAAAUAUGUUUAAAAAUAAUACUCGGAUGCUACACAAAGUUUAGUACUGGAAUUUUGCAUCUUAUGGGAAGAUGAAGUGACAUCUAUGAAGUUAAGCAUUAGUACAACAUGGAUUGCAGGAACUAGGGCUGUGGCAGUUUUGAAAUUGAUGUAUUGUGCUGUAUCAUUGAUACAUCAUCAUUGAACAUUGGUGGUGGGGAAGAGAUAGAACAAAAAUGGCCCUGGGCUAGGAUUUAUGGCUUUGUGGGAGAACCUUGCACAAACUGCAGUCUCAUGUAGGGAGGGGCCUAAAGCCAGCACUGGUGGAUAAGGGAGUUUAUGUUCCUUUACCCUCCAAUAUGGCUGGCUGCCAAAAUACCUGUCUCUAUCUCCUUCCUCUUUCUCUUGAGCCCCACCCCCUCUCAUUUUCUUCUCUUUUUUAGGGGGCUCAACUUAUUCACAUUUCCUGAAAAUUGUUUCUUGUACUUUUCUUAGUCUGCCCAAUCCUUUGGGUGAAUUCAAAUAUUGUGUAUGUGCUUUGUGUUAGUGUUUGGUGUUACUGUAACAAACAUUGACAUGAUGCCCUCCUAAUAUUAGUCUGGCACAAGUGCUACUGGAAUCCUCUUUAUUACUCUUAUUGGGUAUAACUAAUCCAUUGGGAUUAUUAACACUAGUUCUAUUUCAAUAUUGGCGAUAUUUUUCCAGUGACAGUUAGACCAUGUUUUUGAACAUUAUGGUUCAAAUCCCGGCUGUCCAAGUGAGAUUCAGAUCACCUGAAUCUGAAUUGAUGGGUCUAGAUCAGCUAGUCACGAGAUGGUUCAAGGUAUUACCUUGCUAAUGACAUCAUUUCAGUCUUGUUCUGCAUCGUGCAAUGUGAAAGAUGGAGUAACAUGAAGUUGGUAUUGAGAAUCCAAGAGAAAUUAGAAUCCUAGUAGUACAUGAAGUUGAUGGGAAUGCCUAAUAGCAUAAGCCACGGAAUGUCAAUGGCAACCAGAAUGCAUCAUUACUACCCUCACAAAAACAUGAUAUCCCAUAAAAUUUUUGCAAUGUGACUCUGUUUCUGAAGGAAUUGUUAGAUUCAGACUGCUGAUUUUCUUUUAAAUCCCUGUUAUCAAUCCUCAUGAGUCUUGCUUGUGACUGCAUCAGUGAUUCUGAGGGUUUAUCAGCAGUAAAAAGGAAUCGUUUCUCAUCUUUUUUAUGUGUGCAUUGUGGCUUGAAGGCAAGGAGUCAUGGAGCCAUGCUCCUCUCAUCAUUUUAUAAAUGACAAUUGUCUAGAUGUCUGGGUUGGCAAUUAAGGAGCAUAGAAAUGAGGACCACUAGAGUGACAAAGAGGUUGCCCCAACAACCAACCCCCUUAAUGAGGCAGGGCCAGUGGUAGUACAUUAAGUGAUAUCACAGGAAAGGUGAGGAGUGGUUCAGGGGCAUUCAGUUAGCUUUGUACCUGGCAGUGUGAUGUCAUCAUGAAGUUCUGCCUUGAGCACAUUUUUCAUGGGCAUUGUGCAGGUUGCAGUGGAUUGAAGUUCUUUUGCCAUUAUCUCUGAUAUCUUCUUUUUCAUGACAUCACUUCCUUUUCUCAUGAGAUGAACUGUUGCUCUAAUUAAUAAUUCUCAAAAAUUCCUUCUUUUUUUAAGUAUGGAUGGUUAUUCCAGACAAUUUUCAAAAUUCCCUAUAAGUGUGCCUUGAAGUUUUGGCAUAAACAUACAUUUACAAAACGUGAAUAUCUGUAUUGUUUGCAACAUUAAGAUGGUUGAAGCAAAAAGUUGCUGCAAUUGUUGGAGUGAUAAAUACCACAAUUGCAGUGAUGCCUUGGAUGGCAAUUACCUACCUGGCUGGUUUCCAUCAUGUUCUGGUUCUCUCCCAUGGUGGAAAACAGUGGCAGCCUCCCUCUCACCCAGUAAUGCAUUCACCUUGGAAAGAUGAAGCAUGGGAAGAUCUUUCACUCCAAGACUAUUUUUGAUUUCCCUCUUAGUGUCUGUACAUCACUUUGAACCCUUUGUGACUGAGUUCAUCCUGACAUAUACAAGUAUUCAUUAUUUUACUGAAAGCAUUGUUUUCCCAUGUUAUCUCACACGGCUUGAUUCAUGUCUUUAGGGGGGAAAUUGCACUCUAGUCACAUAUCUGAUCACUUAGACUGAGCAUUCCAAGAAUUCUGUCCUCAUUUUAGUAGAUGUUGUCUCUAGCAUCAUCCCAAGAAAUGUGAUAUGUCAUAGUUGGUUCAAAUUGGACUUGCUCACUCCUUCCUGUUUUUGUUUAAAAUGACAGGGUAAAGUUGCAAAAUAUGAUCUGUGGCAAAGUUUCUGAACUCUUCCCAGUGAUUUGGAGUGAAUCUUAUUUUUUUUCUUUGAUGAAAUAACUGACCCUUGUUGGGAAUGCACAGUGUGGUUCCAACUUUAUUGCAACUACCAAAAAUGAUUUGGUUUUGGUUUUCCUUAAAUGCAACUCACUGGACAUUUGAAAUGAACUAAAAUUGAAAGGCAGCACAGAAACUAAAUUUUGUCCAGAUUUAAGCUGAAACAAAAACCCUUCAUCCCCCACUGAAACCACACUGAACUGAAAUUCAUGUAUGGAAAUAAUUGUGUAUUUUUCAAUGCCAACAGUCAGUAUACUCUCCAUUCUCUCCAUUACUCAUUUUGUAUCAUCACCUGCAGGCUUAUGAAGUUAAUACCUACAGAGAAGCAUAUUUGAAGAGUCUUAGCUGCUAUGAUUUCUUGAAAUCUGAGAUCUUUGUCAUGGCAUACACAUGUUCUUGCUGAUCAGUGAUGAUGCAUCUUUGGCACAUGAGUGCAUAUCUGAGCCCCUGCUGUCUACAGAUUUGUGUUUUUCAUAUGAAAAAAUGGAAACCUCUACCCAUGGUAAGAAGCUGUGAUUUGAAAUGUGACAGCUUCAUGACUGUAACUCCACUCUAUGCAAUGUUUCUGCUUAAUUUCUUAUGCCUAAUUUCUGAAAAAAAAAAAACCUUGUCCCAACCUUGGUCCAUGAUGGAAAAGUCUUUAUAAUUACAGCUGAGGCUCAGCUGUAAACUCCUGCCUAGAUUGUAUUAUCACACAUUAAGCUACAGAAGCUGCAGAUUAUGGGAAAUAUGUAAUAUUUAGGUACUGUAUCAUUCAAAAUUCACUGGACUGUACUAGGAAUCUCUGCACAUGAUUUUAUUCAAUAUUUAAAAGAAAAUAAAUCAUGUUUGUUUCUGUUUGAUUUUUUCAUUGUUUCAUUGUGGUAUUCCAUGCC